CUCAACUCUGUGAGAAAUCCCAGCUUCAACCCGCACAUCUAGUCUCAAGGAUUUGACAAAGUAGUCAUUCCACUGAGGCCUUUUUACCAUGGCCACCCACGAGCAGCUCGAGUCUACCUCCUCCCGCCCUGCUCUUGACCCUACCACCUCGAAAGAUGUCGCAUCCUCCACAACACAGAAGGCAAAAUCCGCUCAAGCGGGCGUGGCACCUACUACGAUUCACAUUGGCACAAGGAAGUCCGCCCUUGCCAUGAUCCAGACCGACAUGGUCCUUAAAGCCCUCAAAAAGGCCCAUCCGGCGGAUCAAUAUGAAUAUGAAGUUCAUGCCAUGAGCACUAUGGGAGACAAGAACCAAAUCACCGCCCUCCAUAACUUUGGCGCCAAAAGCCUUUGGACCCAUGAGCUGGAGGCUGGAUUGCUAGAAGGACGAUUGGAUAUAAUUGUGCAUUCUUUGAAGGAUAUGCCUACGCAAUUACCACCCAAAUGUACGAUUGGCUGCAUAAUGGAGAGAGAAGACCCUAGGGAUGCGGUCGUUAUGAAGGCAUCACUGAAUUACAAGAGUCUUGCUGAACUCCCGGCCGGAUCAGUCGUUGGCACCAGCAGUGUGAGGCGCAGUGCGCAGGUCAAGAGAAAAUAUCCACAUCUCAAGUUCAAGGAUGUAAGAGGCAAUGUUGGAACGAGAUUAAGCAAGCUUGAUGCGGAGGAUGGCGAGUAUGCAUGUCUGAUAUUGGCGGCUGCGGGACUGAUCAGAAUGGAUCUUGGUGGUCGAAUUACACAGUACUUGGACUCGAAGACCACUGGCGGUGGACUGUUACAUGCCGUUGGUCAGGGUGCGCUCGGCAUUGAGAUUAGGGAGGGAGAUGAGAAGAUUCUCGAUGUUUUGAGACCCCUGGUUGAUCAUGAUUCUACGUUGGCAGGUACCGCAGAGCGGAGUUUGAUGCGUACAUUAGAGGGAGGAUGCAGUGUACCGAUUGGAGUCGAAACAACAUGGAUCGAGAAGGGAAAGAUGUUGAUGAAAGCCAUCGUUGUUAGUCUUGAUGGAACAGAAAGUGUGGAGGCUGAGAGAUUAGAUGAGAUCCUCACUACGAAAGACGCAGAUGAGUUUGGUUGGAGGCUUGCCCAAGACCUGGUUGAGAAAGGGGCAUCAAAGAUUCUUGAUGCGAUCAACCUCAAUCGCCAAGUUAUUGCAGAAGGUGGCGGAGCUUAAUUCAAACCCCAGAUGGGUGGGCUUUCAUGUAGAAAAGGGUGGGAAAAGUGCAUACAUUCUGCUCGUCCCAUGCCUGCGAAUAGCUGGCUUUUUCUCCCGCUGCCAAGAAACUCCAUGUGGUUAUUGCACCUCGAAUUCUA
Amorphotheca resinae ATCC 22711 is the source of this 1347-nucleotide messenger RNA. RefSeq lists its product as hypothetical. The coding region runs from base 89 to 1207 and encodes 372 amino acids. The record is from RefSeq and is a predicted model, not a curated record. Gene Ontology annotation, biological process: heme biosynthetic process. Gene Ontology annotation, cellular component: cytoplasm. Lineage: Eukaryota; Fungi; Ascomycota; Leotiomycetes; Helotiales; Amorphothecaceae. The transcript has a single exon. Gene Ontology annotation, molecular function: hydroxymethylbilane synthase activity.